Trichoderma gamsii is the source of this 1653-nucleotide messenger RNA. RefSeq lists its product as hypothetical. Lineage: Eukaryota; Fungi; Ascomycota; Sordariomycetes; Hypocreales; Hypocreaceae. The transcript has 5 exons. The record is from RefSeq and is a predicted model, not a curated record. The coding region runs from base 1 to 1653 and encodes 550 amino acids. Gene Ontology annotation, biological process: basic amino acid transport; transmembrane transport. Gene Ontology annotation, cellular component: fungal-type vacuole membrane. Gene Ontology annotation, molecular function: basic amino acid transmembrane transporter activity.
AUGAGAUCGCCUGACUCCAACGCAGAUGGGCCUUUGGCAGCGGUGCCCCCAACAGAGCAGACACCGCUUCUUCCCGAGCCUCGUCCUCAAGAUGGCGUCCUCAACAGUCGCUGUGAUGCCGAAAAUGGCAGCCUGGGCGAAGGGGAGAGGCAGCAGAAGCAUCCCAUGGCGGACAAGAUGCACGUCUUGCUUCCUGCUGUUGGUGUUGGGGUCUUUCUCGUGGCCGUUGACCAGCUCCUUGCGGUGGCAACUUAUGCCAGAAUUGGCAGCGAGCUCAAGGCUUUGAACAACACCAGCUGGAUUGCGACAUCAUACUUUCUCACGCUCACAAGCUUCCAGCCUCUCUACGGCAAGCUCAGUGACAUAUUUGGUCGAAAGGCAUGCCUCCUCUUCGCGUACGCCGUCUUCGGCCUCGGCUGCUUGGGAUGCGGCCUGGCCCAGAGCAUGACUCAGCUUUGCAUCGCACGAGCAUUCGCGGGCAUUGGCGGAGGAGGCAUGAGCUCGGUGGUGACGAUUCUGUUUUCUGAUAUUGUCUCGCUACAAGAGCGCGGCGUCUGGCAGGGCUACAUCAACAUCAUUUAUGCGAUUGGAAGCAGUUCAGGUGCGCCGCUUGGAGGAAUCUUCGCUGACUCUCUAGGAUGGCGAUGGUCAUUCAUGAUUCAGGCACCCUUAUGCUUGAUAGCCUGGAUUGCAGUAUACUUCAUCCUCGAUCUCGAGCCUCCUUUCAAUGAUCACUGGGUCUCCAAAGUUCGUCAAGUCGAUUUCCUCGGUGCCUUUACUCUUGUCCUCGCCGUCAUUUGUCUCUUGACGGGACUUGACUCUGGCCCCAAUCUCGGAUGGUCCAAUCGCAUCACCAUCGUCUCACUAAGUCUGACGCCCGUCUUCUCCGCCUUGUUCCUCUUCAUCGAGAUGAAGAUAGCCAAGCACCCAUUCGCUCCGGGCCACCUCAUACUGAGCCGAGACUUGUUCCCUUGUUUUCUGGUCAACAUGUUCGGCAUGGCAUCUCAGCUGAGCGCCAUAUUCUUCGUACCACUAUUCUUCCAAGCUGUCAAGGGCCUCAGCGCUACGACGAGUGGCACAAUGCUCAUCCCGGCAACAACCAUGGGGGUGUGCGGCUCCCUUACCGGCGGCUGGAUUAUCAAGAGAACAGGGAAAUUCUGGUGGCCCACCACUAUCAGCUACGGGCUGCUAUUCCUCGCAAUGACACCUUUGAUUGUUACAACCUGGUACGGUUCGCUUGUUGGAGUGACAGCGUCGUUUACGAUGUCAUCCGUGGGCAAUGGGAGUGGUAUCACAACUAUUCUCGUAGGCCUCCUGGCCAACGCCGCGGUGGAAGACAGCGCAGUCGCCAUUGCUUGCUCCUACCUCUUCCGAUCUCUCGGUGCUAGCAUCGGCGUUGGAACCAGCUCAGCUGUACUGCAGCAAGUCCUCAGAACACAACUCGCCUCUCGUAUCGGUGAAGAUGCCGGCCAGAUUGAGGAAAAGGUGCGCCAGAGUCUGGACGUCAUCAAAGAGCUGCCGCCACUGCUGGCUGAACAGGUGCGGGCGAGUUAUCAAGUUGCUACAGUUGCGGCAUUCAUCCCCUCACUACUCUUUGGUCUUGGAUGCUUCGCUGCUACAUUUUGGGUGAAAGAGAAGUCUCUGAAGCGGUAA